AUUGAAAAUUAAGGAAAUAGGUAAUCUCAAUUAACAAUGAAUUCCGAGUUUGACACCGAACAAUUGUUUUCAACACAAACAAUGCAAGAAAAUUUUGCCGAAUUUUUUAAUGAAAAUGAGAUUGAAAUAGCGGCGACACAAGAAAAUUCACAAACGAGUGAGGAAUCUCAAAUUGCAUCCUCACAAUGCUUUGAUGAUUAUGAAGAGACGCAACAACCUCCGACGCAAUAUGAAGAACGCCAAAGACUUCUUAACGACCCAACAAUUCCCAGUCGUGAGAAAUUCUCACAACAUUUUCUAUCACAAUUUCAUCGCCUUAAGAAAAAAGAAAAAUCGCCGCCACCUCCCGAAGUUGAAAUUUCUCAAGAGCAAAUAGAAAUGCUUGAAUAUGCUAGAAGAUGCAUGAUUGCUCAUCCAGACAUUGACCACACUUUACGUACUCCAAAAAACAUUCAAAGACCAAAAGAUGACAUGCCAGAAGAAAUUCGAAACUUUUGCAUAAAAAAAGGAUUUUUAAGAGCAAGCAAAGUUCAAGAAAUGCUCUCACAAGCUUCAUCCAACCGUCGUCACAAUGAAAUCAACUUCUUAACAGAUGACGAAGAUGAAAUUUACGGACUUACUCAAGCUGAACUUGAAGCAAAACAGCGAUUUGGUUCGCCAACCACACAAAAUGUUCUUCACAACAUUGAAGAUGUUGACAGUGAGAUGCUAGCUGUUGUUGAAGAGCAAGAACUUCUUUGCAAAUCCCUCGGAUCACUAUCACAAAUAUUAGAAAGCUCAGCACAAGCUGCUGAAUUUAUUGAAGCGACACUUAGUCAAAGUGUGAAUAGAAACAGCCAAGAACUUGACACGACAAUGAUUGAUUUGGAAACUUUAUCAGAUGACGACGAAGACAAGAAUCAUUUGCCAUGUACUGAAGAACUUGAAGGCGAUUUUAUUAUUUGUCCCUCACAAAAAACUCAAUUAAAUGCAGUUGAAGUUGUCAAACAUUCAGAUUCGUUAGUUUCAAAGUCACCUGAAGAUCACAACAUGACAGGAGUCAAUUUUCUGUUGGAUUCUAGUCAUGAAGAUGAUGAAAAUGAAUUAAAUUUAAGCUCAGGAUUUGUCUCAAUGUUAGAUGGAAGUGAUAAAGUUCAACCGAAGUUUAAUGGAUUUGGUUUUGCAUCGGGGAAAUGUAACAAACUUAAGGAAGAUACAAUAAAUCGUUUCAAGAAUGUUUUUCAUCUAGAAGAUCAGAAAAUGUCACUCGAGUCAGGUUUUGAAGCAAAUGCACCAUGUGAAGAUCAACAACAAUUCAAAACACCAAGUUUUAGUGGCUUUGGAUUUGCAUCAGGUAAAAGUUUUCAAUUUAAUGAAGAUAAAAUGAGAAAGUUGAAGGAAAAGUUUGAUCACGAAAAUGAAAUUCACGACGCUGAAAUUGAAAAGAAUAAACUGACGGAAAUGAAGACACCAGAAGUGACUUUCAAAGUUCCUUCUUUCGUGUCAUCAACGCCAGUCACAUCGAAGUCAAAUGUUGGUGGAUUCUCAAUCGCUUCGGGAAGAAAUGUUCAACUGAAAGCUGAAACAUUGAAAAGAUUUGCUGAUGCUUUUGAUAAGGAAGAUGAAGAGAUAAUGAAGUCAAAUCUUAAGCCGCCAUUAAAGAAGAAUCGUUUGAAUUUUGAAGCGUCUUCGCCUCUGCCUCAAAGCCCACUUGUCAUGCAAAGCUUCAGGAAAGGAAUUUUACAGCACAGCACGCCAUUAGCAACAACAUCACGAGGUUCGAAGACAUCAACGAUAACAGAAAGUCAAGAGAUUUCAAUUUCAAAAGAAUUAUUCGCAUCAAUUGACGAUUCUGAUGACAAUCAAAGUGAAGAUGAAGAAAUUGAACCAAAAAGGAAGAAAACUUGCAUACGAUUGAUAAAUAAAUUCAACGGCAGUUUUGAUUCCAAUUGCAGCUUUGACAUGAACGAACUUGAAUCAUUUGAAAUGCAAAUGAAAAUCACUGAAGAAUUGAAAAGUUUGCGACGAAAAGCGAUUGAAGAAAUGAAAAUUUUAAUUAAGGAAAAACCUCACAGCGAAUGUUUGCCAAUGUUGGGAAGUCUUCGUAGCAAAAAAUCUUCAGAAAAUCGAAGGAAACUGAAGAAUGUCGUUGGAAAUGUUCAAAUUCUCAAUCGACACAACAUCACGAUGCGAAACGUCGUCGAAUUUAUGUUUGAAAUGCGAAAUUACGUGAGCGAAGAAAUUUGUGUUACAGACACUAAUGGAAUCAUCAUUGGCGAUAAUUCUCGAUUAAUUUUCAACGAUCAAUCAUUGGUAGGACUCGAAGAAAUUAAGCUAAGUUUUCUCAUCACACCAGGCAUUGAUCCACGACUAGCAACCGACAAGUGGAUUGAAAAUGCUUUCAAAAUGAUUAUUUUUAAAUUGGCAUGGCUGGAGAAUUCAUUUGAAGCAUUUAAGAAGUUUGAGCUGCUUUCACCUGAAAAUCUUCUGCUUCAAAUGAAGUACAGAUACGAACGAGAAAUUGAUCGAUGUGAAAGAUCAGCAAUUAAGAAGAUUGUUGAACAUGACGACGUGCCAUGUCGACGAAUGGUCUUGAAAGUCUUUGACAUCUUCCCAAACCCAACUGGAUAUGAAUUGAUGUUAAGUGAUGGUUGGUAUUUGAUUAAAGCGUCAACCGAUGCAGCUCUUGUCGAUGUUAUUGAUCGAGGAAAGAUUAAAAUUGGAACAAAGUUGAUAACAUCAUGUGCUGAACUAAUUGGAUGUGACGAAUGCGAUCCUUUGGAUCUUCCGGCUCAUGUUCGAUUAAAGAUUCAUGCAAACUCAACACGAAGAACGUCUUGGGAUACUAGAAUGGGAUUUUGUGAAACGCCUACGCCAAUUUGUGUCCCUUUGGAUUCAAUUCUUCCUACUGGUGGUGUCAUUGGAAGGAUUAAAGUCGUCAUUGUUCAUGUUUAUCCGAUUGUCUUCGUUGAUUCAUCAGAAGAGAAGAAAAUUUAUCGAUCAGAAAGGCAACAAAAUCGUGUGCAGAAUAAAAUCGAAAUGAAUGAUUUUGCAACCUACGAACGAGCAGCUCAUGAAGUUCAGAAGGAGUUGGCGAGUGAAUUGAAUGAAAGAAUUCAAGAAUUGCAAAGUUCGAAAUAUAAAUUUGAAGAUCUUUCACCAGAAGCAAUUUGUGACUUGUUGGAAUUUAAUGACAAUAAUGAUGAUGAUGAUAAUGAUGAUAAAUCGUCAUUGAAGAGUUUCAUGACUAAAGAAAUGCUGAGAAAAGUUCAAAAGAUUCGCGAUGAGAGAAGAAUCAAAUUCACUGAUAGAAUUCGCGAGAAAAUUAAAGAAAAUGGAAAGAAAAUUUCACAUUUGUUGAGAUUUCGUGUUGUUGAUGCAUCGAAUCCUAAGAAAACUGGCAUUGUCAGUUGGUGGUCACCGACUGAGGAUUUUCUCGAGACAGUCAAAGAAGGAAAAAUUGUGGAAAUUCUCAACACAACUGCGGGCGUCAUUAAUGACAAAGAAAUUCAUGUCACAGCUGGAAAGUCGAGUUGCUUGAAAGUUUUGACUUCAAACUUGAUGUCAAUCGAUCGUUUUAGCAAAUAUUUCAAAACGGAGACGAACAUUGGUGACAUAACUUGUGACUUUACCCCACCAAAUGAUGAAUUCGAUGCCGCUUUCUUUGUCAUUCAAUUCGAAACAAAUCAAGAGAAAAAUUUGGAAAAAGUUUACGUUGCUGAUGAGCAUGAAAACAUGUUAUGCAUAAAUUUCUGGUCGAGCAUUAAAGACUAUGCUUUUGAAGAUGUUAUCGUCGAAGGUCAUGCAAUCUUUGCGAGAAACCUUCAAUGGCGUCAAUCGCAUGCACAUGAAGUUAUCCCACAGGCGUUCGUUAACAAUGAAACGACAAUUUUCAUCACAAAUCCACAGAAAGAAUGUCAGCGUAGUCGAUUGAAACAAUUGACAAAUGCAGGGGGAAAUCUCGCUGAAUUCAUGAUCAAGUGCAUCAAUAAAAUUGCUGACAUUGAAUCAACGAGCAAGUCAAUUGAUAAGGAAAAUAAAACCAGAAUGAAACAAUUCAAAGUUGUUUCGAAAGAGAAGCCAACAAUUCCUAAGCCAGAUUUUUCAAGAAUUUUCCCCGUGAACCUCCCAACAAAAGUCAAAUCAACACAAAAGAAAGAAAAUUCCAGCAUCGAUAAAGGAUCGGGAAGAAAACAACUUGGAAUGAGUCGAAGUGUUGUUAAGUCGAUGGCUUUGAGAUCAUCAGCGACGUCUGGUAAAAAGCCGACCACGAUGAAGCGACCUUUAUUCAAAUAAAACUUUGUUAAGAGUUAAUAAAAUAUUUUCUCAACUACAGUAAAAUAAUUU
Molecule: messenger RNA, 4326 nt
Organism: Clunio marinus
Lineage: Eukaryota; Metazoa; Arthropoda; Insecta; Diptera; Chironomidae
Source: the annotation of a GenBank genome assembly